AUGGCAGACGAAGAACUAGAUCUCGCCAUUGUUGGGGCUGGGUGGCACGGCCUCGCGAUGGCGAAGACUUAUUCCGAAGCCUAUCCUUCAGCACGAAUUGCGCUCUUCGAUUCUGCCAAAUCGGUUGGGGGAGUCUGGGCUAAAGAACGCCUUUAUCCCGGCCUGAAGACAAAUAACAUGCUGGGUUCCUAUGAGUUCGGUGAUUUCCCCAUGUGUCCAGAUCGCUUUAAAGUGCGCCCUGGCGAGCAUAUUCCUGGCGCGGUGGUCAAUGAAUAUCUGAGACAGUUUGCAGAGGAGUAUGACUUGAUGUCGCGGCUGAGGCUGAAUACCAAGGUCGAAUCUGCGGAGGUGGUGGAGUAUGGAGAAUGGAUCUUGCUUGUAUCGAACACAGCCGACGAGCCGUCGAAGAUGAGAGGCAUCAAGGCGAAGAAGCUGGUGGUCGCUACAGGUCUCACCUCCAAGCCGUCUAUGCCGACCUUCCCAGGGCAGUCCGAAUUCCAGGGCAAGCUCUUCCAUUCCAUCCACCUGAAGGAUCGUGCGAAGGACCUCGAAUCUGCGCGAGAAGUCGUCGUUCUGGGUGCCAGUAAAUCUUCUUGGGAUACAUGCUACUCUGCUGCGAUAUCUGGCGCACACGUCAACAUGGUGAUCCGACCAGGCGGCGGAGGGCCGAGUUGGGUGUUGCCGGCGUUUUUCACGCCCUUGAAGCUGUCAAUCCAACGACUCGCUACCACACGGCUAUGUUCACUUUUCGAGCCGUGUGUCUGGGCUGCUGAGAGCAGUGGGUUCCCGUGGAUACGAUAUCUGCUCCAUCGAACGAUAGUUGGCCGGAGGCUCGUGUCUGCGCUGUGGGGAGUGCUCGACAUGAUCGUACUCCGCGCCAAUGGCUAUGAUGAUCAUCCAGAGCUGAAGAAACUCAAGCCUUGGACCGAUACCUUCUGGAUGGGCAACAAUCUAGGAAUUCACAAUUAUGAACAGAAUUGGUUCGAUCUGGUGAGGAAGGGACGGAUUAACAUCCACGUCGCUGAUGUCGCCUCCUUGUCGGGAGACGGAGUGCAUCUUUCGAGUGGUGCGGUCAUCAAUGCAGAUACGUUUGUUUGCUGCACAGGGUGGGAGACUCUGCCGUCGAUCAAAUUCUUGCCCGAAGAGGUGAUCGACGGGCUCGGCUUUCCGUCAACAUCGCUUCAGACAAGCGAGACCUUGAUGCAGGAUGCUCGAACCCGCAUCCUCAAGACCGUGCCUAGUCUUCGUCCAGGACCGAGGAAAGUACUCCCAGCUUGUGCAGCGGCUCCUAUCCGAGAACACGAGGCAAAGAACCGAGGGUCAACACGAUCAAACUACCAGCUAUAUCGAUUCAUGGUACCUCCUAGCCAGAAACUCUUCCAGCACCGCAACAUCGCCGUCAUCGGUGCCCACCUGGCCGUAAACGCAAUCACAGUGGCUCAAGCACAGGCAUUAUGGGUCACUGCGUUCUUCAACGAUAAAAUAGCCAACAUCAGCGAUUCAAAGGUCAGCUAUCGAGAGAUUGAGUACCAGACCAUCCUACACGCCGAGUAUUGCCGUCUUCGACAUCCCGCGGCCGGCGGUGGGGCUGGGCAUAGAUGUCCGGAUCUUGUCUUCGAUGGGCUAUUGUAUACGGACUUACUGUUGCGGGACUUGGGGGUCGAGGUGCGCCGGAAGAGAUCUUGGUGGCGGGAGUUGUUUUGUAGAUACCUGCCUAGCGAUUAUCAGGGGCUGGUUGAGGAGUGGGUGGCCAAGAGAAUCAAUUGA
Exophiala aquamarina CBS 119918 is the source of this 1767-nucleotide messenger RNA. RefSeq lists its product as uncharacterized. Bases 1 to 1767 code for a protein of 588 amino acids. The transcript has a single exon. The record is from RefSeq and is a predicted model, not a curated record. Gene Ontology annotation, molecular function: NADP binding; N,N-dimethylaniline monooxygenase activity; flavin adenine dinucleotide binding. NCBI's taxonomy places the organism in Eukaryota, Fungi, Ascomycota, Eurotiomycetes, Chaetothyriales, Herpotrichiellaceae.